Sphenostylis stenocarpa is the source of this 927-nucleotide messenger RNA. The record is from the annotation of a GenBank genome assembly. Lineage: Eukaryota; Viridiplantae; Streptophyta; Magnoliopsida; Fabales; Fabaceae.
AUGGGUGGGAUUUUGCAAAACUUUGCAAAGAUGAAUGAUUUGAUGACAAAAUCGUUCCUAAGUUAUGUGGAACUUAAGAAACAGGCACAGAAGGACCGUGAAGGCGAUCUUGACAUUGAGGCAGGGAAACUCAACCCCACGGAAGACCGCAACCUCUCUCAAUUUUUCCAAGAAGUUGAAGCAAUCAAGGUUGAAAUGGAAGAUAUUACCAACCUCUUAGUUGAUCUUCAGCAACUGAAUGAAGAGGCAAAGUGCACCCACAGUGCCAAAGUUCUUCGAGGCCUAAGGGACCGCAUGGAGUCUGACAUGGUUGCCGUGCUUCGCAAGGCACGUAUUAUCAAGGCAAUGCUUGAGGUUCUUGACAAAUCCAACAUAGCCAAUCGUCGUUUAUCAGAAUCCUACAAAGAGGGAAGUCCCAUUGACAGGACCAGAAUGUCUGUCACAAAUGGUUUGAGGGUCAAGCUUAUGGCCAUGAUGAAUGAUUUUCAGUCCUUGAGAGACAAGAUUCUAUCUGAUCACAAGGAAGAUUUGAAGAGAAGAUACUACAGAGCAACGGGUGAGGUUCCCACUGAGGAGGUAAUGGAGAAGAUGGUUUCCGGAAGUCUUAAAGUGGAGUUUUUGGCUGGGAAAACGGAUGCAGAUUUGGGCACGCAAGUUAGGCACGAGGCAGUGAUGGAUAUCCAGAGGAGUUUGAAUAAGCUUCACCAGGUUUUUCUUGAUAUGGCUGUUCUGGUUGAGACACAGGGAGAAAACAUGGAUAACAUUGAAGAUAAUGUGGCUAAUGCGGCUAACUUCAUCCAUGGUGGAACUAAUAGUCUCUACUAUGCCAGCCAGAUGAAGAAGAAGAACAGAAAGUGGUUGUGUUGGGUUUUUGCUGUGGGGCUGAUUAUACUACUCGUAUGCAUCGUUGCAAUGUUGUCUUCUUGA